Molecule: messenger RNA, 942 nt
Organism: Ostertagia ostertagi
Lineage: Eukaryota; Metazoa; Nematoda; Chromadorea; Rhabditida; Trichostrongylidae
Source: the annotation of a GenBank genome assembly
AUGUAUAUAGCAGGGGUACCUGUGUACCUGUGUGUGCCGGUGGUUGUGUUGGCUGGUUCUGCCGCAGCGCUUUUACAAAUUAAACAGCCACCUGUUCAGGAUCAGCAGGCAGGUGAACUGCUGCCGAUCUGGAAAGUGGAGAAGGAUUGCAUAUUGUCAAAGAAUGGUGAUGUGACCAUUGCCUACAAGCUUGCUUUGCCGGAAAUAUUUUCUUUGUCCACGCAGGAAUACGAAGCCUUGCAUCAUACCUGGCUUAAAGCGAUCAAAGUGCUUCCGGCAGGUUGUAUCCUGCAUAAGCAGGACUGGUUUCUUCAAUCCAGAUACCAGGCGGAAUUUAAGCAUGACCACAGUAACACCCUGGCAGGCGCUUCUGAGCGUCACUUUAAUGAGCGGCCUUUCCUGGAACAUGAAUGCCUGUUGAUGUUGACCAUAAAGCCAGCAGCCCGUAAGGUCAGCAGUUCCGCAUAUACCAACCUGCUGCGCAGGCAUAUUACGCCUGUUGACAGUAUAGACAGCAAAAUUGUUCAGUCGCUGCUGGAUGCUGCCGGGCAGUUCGUGCGUAUCCUCUCAGAUAGCGGGAGCCUUAGUCUUGAACGGUUAGAUGCUGAUGCUUUAUGUGGUACUUCAGGUAAUCCAGGCUGGAUAGAGCGCUACCUCUUUCUCACCGGUGGCAAAGCUAGUCCUGUGUUAAAAGAUAUUGUCUUUAAACCGGAAUGGAAAAUCGGUGAAAAUUUCUGCCAGUUGUAUUCCCUGUCCGAUACUGAAUACAUGCCGGAAACCUGUAGCCCCCGUGUGAACUACGAUAAGUAUUCAACCGAUAAGACCAAAUUUUCUGUUGGGUUUGCAACACCGUUAGGACAGCUUCUACCGGUGAACCAUAUUUACAACCAAUACCUGAUCAUUGGAGAUACCAACAAAACAUUAAGACGACUGGAAGCGCGU